Messenger RNA from Drosophila montana, 3377 nucleotides. RefSeq lists its product as uncharacterized. The transcript is spliced from 7 exons. The coding region runs from base 55 to 3096 and encodes 1013 amino acids. The record is from RefSeq and is a predicted model, not a curated record. Gene Ontology annotation, molecular function: serine-type endopeptidase activity. Gene Ontology annotation, biological process: proteolysis. Lineage: Eukaryota; Metazoa; Arthropoda; Insecta; Diptera; Drosophilidae.
AGCAGCUCAGUUCUCGCUCAGCUGCUAUCAGCAGCAGUUCUUACACGACAUUCAAUGGCAAUCGUCGCAACUCAGAUGCUUAAGCUGACGCUGACGCUGCUGCUGUUCAGUCUCAGUCUACGCAUUGUCUUGACCCAGCGCCAACCACCCUACGGGUGUGGCAAUAUCUUCGAAUAUCAGAUACAGGGCGAUCGUUGGAUAGGGAUUGUCACGCCCCCAGAGGAUGGACUGAAAAGCGUCGAGUGGCUGGUGCGUUUUAUGUCUCAGGGCACAGACCAGCCUGGCACAGUGAGUUCUCUGGAUCCUUAUCCAAAUAAGCAAACCGCUCUGCAAAACAUGCACAACGGCGGACGAGCCGAAUGCUUUGUGCGCUUCGAUGGCUACGAGCAUCAGCAGCUGCCCAAGAUAGUGCGCAUCGAGCUGAAUGGGCAAGUGCUGUGCACUGCCAGUGAAUACGGAGCACCCUCAACAACGAUGACGCGCGAGUUGCACAUGGCUGUUUCGUCACAGACUACACAUGAGGUGGCAGGACCAAGUCCUGCACCACCCACAACAAGUCAACCACAGUACAUUUCGAAAGAGCCUCAAUUUAAUUUCGAUCAGCCAAUAACUCCUAUUGGGUGGCCGGCAAUGACUACUGCAAGAUUGGCUGCAUCGCUUGGGUCAAAUGGGGGCCGCUGGGAUGCCAAUCCGUUUUUGAAGCCGCUGAAGAACCGGAAUUCUCUUUUCACUGUGGAUACGCGUAUUGACCCGGCAGAAGAGGAGUGCGGCGUGGAGGGUUAUGUUGCCUUACAGGUUGGAGGUGAAAUCGUGCCCAGAGGUCGUUUUCCUUGGCUGGCUGCGCUCUAUCGCGACACCAAUAUGGACCCCAAUAAGAUUGAGCUAAUCUACAAAUGCGUGGCGACGCUGAUCUCCGCACGCACCGUCAUAACGGCGGCCCACUGCAUCUACGACUAUACGCCGGCCCAGCUGAGAGUCUAUGUGGGGCGUCAUGACACAAGCUUGCAUCCCGAAAAGGAUGCUACUUUGAUGACUGUGGAGAGCAUGCGCACGCAUCCGGACUUUGUGGGCAAUGUGGUGCCCGACUGUGAUGUGGGCCUACUCGUGCUCACCGAGAAGGUGCAAUUCUCUGCCUACGUGCGUCCCAUUUGCCUGUGGAGCAACAGCAUCUCGCUCGAUGACAGAGAAGAGACCACUGUCGCCGGCUGGGGCAAUGAUGCCAAUUUUAAGCCAACGCGUUUUCCUGCAGCCGUCAAUGUGAGCCUGGUGUCCAGGGAGGAGUGUCUGCUUGGAAUGCUGACUGCCAGGGACUUUCUGACGCCUCGCACACUCUGCGCAGGCAACAGCCAGGGGCAUGGGCCCUGCCUGGGCGACUCCGGAGGUGGAUUGAUGGUGCUGCGCAAUGGUCGCUGGUACGUGCGCGGCAUCGUCUCGCUGGCUCAACGCGCGGGACUUGGCUGCAACUUGUCGCGCUUCGUCAUCUACUCUGACGUUGCCAGUCAUCUCAGCUGGGUGGAGCGUAAUAUUGUUCUGGCGAUGAGCACGCAACUGCGGCUGCUGCUUGUGGCCAUCGUUCUAAUGGCAUCCGUUGCUCAGCGUCUGCCGGAGAACCCGUGUGCACAGUACUUCCAGUAUGUCCAAAAUGGCAUUGGCAGCUAUCAGGGCGAGGUGACGCUUGGCUUGCAAAAUGGCCGCAAUCGCAUCGAUGUGCGGUUCUCGAUGCGCGGCAUUCUAGAUGUAACUGUAUUUGGCGCCCUGCAGCCAUAUCCUGAUGAGGCCACAGUGCGCGUCAGUUUGGGUGCUGCUAAGUUUCGGCUCAGCCUCUGGCCGGAUGCGUCGGGUAUGCUGCCCAAGCUAACGAGGUUGGCAUUCAAUGAUUUUACGCUUUGCACAGCCAGCGAAUAUGAUCCGCCCACCAGUUUCUUCAAUCGCUUUUACGAGCUCCACAUUAACACUCCGCAAUCGCCGCGAUGGUUCGUUCCCACGCCUGGGGUGCAAAAGUUUUCGCAGGGGCAGACCGAUGUGGAGAUCAAAACAGUCAUCUUUGAUGGGUCGGAGGACGCAAUAUCUCAUAUUCUGUCCGAUAUUGUCAAUGAACAGCGCUCCAGCACUGCUGCUGCUGCUCCUUGGUCACCUUGGCCGACGGAAACAGUAAGGAGCACUGCAAGCGCUGUGAUCCGACAAAGCUGGCCCCCACCGACAACACCAACAGUACCUAUCGCUGCCUUAUCACCUUGGCCCCUAGCAACGCCUGCGCCGCAAUUAACUCCAACUGCCAAUUGGUUGAAUCCCAAAGCCGUGCCCUCACCAACUGUUUCCAAUUCACCAUUCGAGUGUGGCCAAGACGACACGUUAGUACCCUUCAUACAGCGAGGUGAGGGAUAUCCGCGUGGCAGAUUCCCUUGGCUGACAGCUGUAUAUUACAAGCAGUCAUUUUCGUAUGACUUUAAGUGCGGUGGCUCGCUGAUCUCGACCAGUAUGGUUAUCACGGCCGCCCACUGUGUGUACAAUGUAAAGGAGGAUCGCGUGAGAGUGGGCGUGGGACGCUAUGAUUUGCGUGAUGACAAGGAAGAAGGUGCUGAGGCGCGCGACGUAUCACGCAUCAAGGUGCAUCCAGAAUUCUCCUUGCGCGUGCAGCUACAGCCGGAUUCGGAUAUUGCGCUGCUCACGUUAGAAACUCCAGUCAUCUUCAAUGACAUAAUCAGUCCAAUUUGUCUGUGGGAGGCAGCUGAGAGCGAAAUUGCAGCCGAAGUCGGCUCCAUUGCCGGCUGGGGAACAGAUGACAAAGGCAACGAUGUGACACGUUAUCCGAAUGUUGUCGAGGCGAAGAUUGCCAGCGAGGCGGAUUGCGCAAAUAGCUUUAAUGGAAGAAGAGUUCUCGUGCGCACGCUGUGUGCCAGCAACCUAGAUGGUUCUGGUCCAUGUCUUGGUGAUUCCGGUGGAGGUUUGAUGGUUAAACACAAAAACCGCUGGCUGCUCCGGGCUGUUGUGUCUCAGGGCCAGCGGAGCCCAACUGAGCACUGCAAUAACACCAUGUAUGUGCUGUACUGCGAUCUUGCCAAGCAUAUGACCUGGAUUAGCCAGAACAUAAACUAGAGUCUAACAAAUUGUUUUAGAUAUAUCUCAUAAAAUACUAAAAGAGGCUAUGCCAUACAAAAUUCACGCUAGAAACAAGUAAAAACACGGAGGGAGGUUCCCAACAACAACAAUACAGAAAUGCAUUUCAACAUUUCUUAAAUUGAAUGUAAAUUACGUAUUAUGUUAAAUGUAGGAAAAAGUAUGUGCAAAAAAUCUAAAACGACACAACGACUCAUUUAUGCCCUUAUCUUUUGAAAUUGUUAAUAAUAAUAAUUAUCAAUACAAGUAUGAACUAGCUG